This is a messenger RNA of Chionomys nivalis (European snow vole), 3157 nucleotides long. RefSeq names its product alpha 1,4-galactosyltransferase (P blood group) (gene A4galt). The transcript has 3 exons. The coding region runs from base 583 to 1632 and encodes 349 amino acids. Gene Ontology annotation, biological process: protein O-linked glycosylation. Gene Ontology annotation, molecular function: acetylglucosaminyltransferase activity. The record is from RefSeq and is a predicted model, not a curated record. Lineage: Eukaryota; Metazoa; Chordata; Mammalia; Rodentia; Cricetidae.
CUCAAGUUCAGACUCGCCCCUUCUCAACUGAAGAACAUUCAAGUGGGCUGGCAGGCCUGCGCAUCAGAGGACAGACCAUGUUCCUGUUGGCAUAGAAGAUGGGCUCCUAACCCAGUGCGCAUACCCAGGAUGCCUGCAGGCGGCUAGGACUCCACCUCCUCGUCAUGGGCUGCCCAGGCUGGUCAGUAGCCCUUUAACCUGGAAAGAGUCCAUCCAGGUAGCUCAGACCCCUGGGCUGACCAUGUGGGAUGGCCAUUCCAAGAGUCCUGGAAGGGACUCAACUCUCAGGUUCCCGUAAUUCCUGCCUGCCUGUGUCCACUCAAGUGUCCUGGUUCCUAAUGUCAAAAUGAUGCAACUGUCCCCUGGAGUGGCCAAGAGUCUGAGGGGUGUGAACGCCACCUGGAAGAUACAACAGCUAUGAUGUGAUCCGGGGCCAGGGCCGCUGUUAGUCUCCUGGGUACAGGACUGAGUUCCUUCAGUGAGCCACGCACCCUUUCGGCCACUCCUUUUCCAGACCAGCUCUCUCCCCAGGACAAGACCAUCACUCCUUGUGGGCAUCUCCUGCUGUGAUCUGGGGAGACCAUGUUCAAGCCUCCCGACUGCCUGCUGAGGAUGCUCCGGGGCACCCCCAGACAACGGGUCUUCACUCUCUUCAUUAUCAGCUUCAAGUUCACAUUCCUCGUCUCUGUCAUGAUCUACUGGCACACUGUGGGUGCACCCAAGGACCAAGGACAACAGAAUAGCCUGCCAGUGGACUUCCCCUGCCCCCAGCUGGCCUUUCGUGGCAUCCUUGCCCCAGGCAACAUCUUCUUCCUAGAGACCUCAGACAGGACCAAACCUAGCUUUCUGUUUAUGUGUUCUGUGGAGUCUGCUGCCAGGGCACACCCAGAGUCCCAGAUAGUGGUGCUCAUGAAGGGGCUACAUAGGUACAAGUCAGGCCUGCCUCGGAACCUUGGCAUCUCUCUCCUGAGAUGCUUCCGCAAUGUCCAGAUACAGCCUUUGGACCUGAAGGAGCUGUUUCGGGACACACCAUUGGCAGCCUGGUACUUGGAGGCGCAGAACAGCUGGGAACCCUACCUGCUGCCGGUACUCUCUGAUGCCUCUAGGAUCGCGCUCCUCUGGAAGUUCGGUGGCAUCUACCUGGACACAGAUUUCAUCGUCCUCAAGAACUUGAGGAACCUGACCAACACGCUGGGCGUCCAAUCCCAAUACGUCCUCAACGGAGCCUUCCUAGCCUUUGAGCGCCACCAUGACUUCUUGGAGCUGUGCAUACGUGAUUUUGUGGACCACUACAAUGGUUGGAUUUGGGGCCACCAGGGCCCCCAACUGCUCACCCGAGUCUUCAAGAAAUGGUGCUCCAUCCGCAGCCUGAAGGAAAGCCACACUUGCCGAGGAGUUACUGCCCUGCCCCCUGAGGCCUUCUACCCCAUCCCCUGGCAAAACUGGAAGAAAUACUUUGAAGACAUCAGCCCUGAGGAGCUGACCCGGCUGCUCAAUGCCACCUAUGCUGUUCACGUGUGGAACAAGAAAAGUCAGGGUACACACCUCGAGGCCACGUCCAGGGCUCUGUUGGCCCAGCUCCAUGCCCGCUACUGCCCCACAACACACGAAGCCAUGAAGAUGUACUUGUGAGGGCCCUCCAGACUGCCUUCGUAUAAUCUCAGCUCUGUUACUGCCUGUCCUAGGGAGACAAGACGAGCGGGAAGCAAAGAGGGCUCUGCCCUGCUGCUGCUGACUUUAGAGGAGACCAGGGCUGACCUGGGGAGCAUGUGUGACCUCUGUGCUCCUGCCCCUCCAGGCCAGAGUGACCCUGGUGAAGAUACUUGGGCUCGUGUUCUGGGCUGGCAGGUGAUUCUAGAAUUAGUAGCAUCUGGGGCUUUACUGAGCUAGAUCAGCAAGCCUGGAACACUGGAGAGCAUUCUAAGGUCGCUGGAAGACAGAUGGGGUCAGGAGCAGAGCUCAGAGAAGCCUGGGUAGAAGCGUUGCGAAAGGUGGGGCUCUCCCAACUGAGUGAGCCCAAGGGGAGGGGCAGAGCUGCUGGGAACUCCAUCUUUCCUCCCUUGGGGCACGGCUCUGCAGAUCUGCCACAGCCCAUCCCAGUGAUCAGGGUAUGUGGAGAUUACUUUGGUGUGGGAAAAGUGUUUUUUUUUUUUGGGGGGGGGGGAGUUGGUUUGGUUUGGUUUGGUUUUUGGAUUUUCAAGUCAGGAUUUCUCUUGGCUGUCCUGGAAUUUACUCUGUAGACCAGGUUGGCCUCGAACUCACUGGGAUCUGCCUGCUUCUGCCUCCCGAAUGCUGGGAUUAAAGGCGUGCACCACCACCACCUGUCUGGGAAAAGUGUUUUAAAUGCCCUCCCUGUUGUCGACACUGGAGGCUAUAAUAAAAGUGACUUACCAACAUCUAAUGCCUUGUGGUCACAUAGCACAUUUGUGAACACGGACUUCGGCAAACACACCCUGUUCUACAAAUGGGAGAGGAGCUGGAGGGUGGCCAUUUCAUGGGUCACAAAACUUGGAGAGGCUGGGCUCAGAACUGGGUGGCUGGCUGAUAAGGCAUAAGAGGAGCCUGUGGUCCCACCUCACUUCUCAGGGCUCACCAAUAGCUGAAGUGGGGUCCUGGCCUAUUCACAGCCUUUCAAAAGCCCUAGGUCUGUUUUAGCCUACAUGGGGCUCAAUACAAACACAAAAGUGUGAGGCUAGGGGCUAGAUACAGCGAACAGUGGGGACUCUGGCUUCACUGGCUUCUGAGAACUCCUGGAAGCGCCCUGCUAUGUAGUCCCAGGGCUGAUGUUCUAUGACUCUUCUGGCUGGGCAUUCCUGUGAGUGAUGGGAGGUCAAGAGGCUGCUGGGAGCCCUGGAGUGCUCUCUAGCAGGCCAAGCAGGGAGACAUACCAGCCUGUGGGCUCUGCCCGCACAUACCUCGAACAGCCCUGUAAGGGGCUGAGCUGCCUGGCUCCAGAGGUAUUCAAGAGCAGAUGAGGUUUGUGAUGAAGACUAAGAAUUAGAAGCCAGGGGCUGGAGAGAUGGCUCAGAGGUUAAGAGCAUUGCCUGCUCUUCCAAAGGUCCUGAGUUCAAUUCCCAGCAACCACAUGGUGGCUCACAACUCUCUGUAAUGAGGUCUGGUGCCAUUUUCUGGCCUGCAGGCAUACACACAGAAUAUU